GAAAUGCAGUUUCCAAUUAUGAUCUAUAGAGGUACACUUGAAAUUUUUUUGAUGGAAAUGCACGUGAUAAAAGGUGCUUUAAAUUGCGUUCGUUACAACUGAUGUAGGUAUCUCGAGGAGGUAUAAGUAAAUUCUCACUUUAUCUCUUUGUGUAUUAUGUACCUAUCCGAUGAUACAUUAUCUUGUCGUGUAUAAUUAGUAGAAGCUGUAAUUGAGAAAUGUGGCACGAGUUUAUGGAAUACAAGUGCAGCUUCGCUCAUUGCGAGGGUCGGUACAAAGCGUUAGUUGCGAACGAGCGAUCUAAGUGGCGUAUUACCAAAUUACCAAAGUGAAUUACGUUACGGCCAAAGAGUUAUGACAGUGCAACACUUCGUCUUAAAUUUGCUUUCAAGAUGGGCUCAUUAGUGUCUGAAGUCAUAGAGAACGAUGAUAAUUUUAGCUUUGCCAGUAACACAUCUGUUUCGGAUUUCUUGAAAAACCUAAGAGGAAACAAGCAGUUGCCUUUGGAAGUGGCUAUACCUUUAACUUUGGCUAACGUGAUAAUAUUCGUGACUGGGUUGGUGGGUAAUAUAAGCGUGUGUGUUGUGAUUACUCGCCAUCCGGCCCUUCACACUGCGACCAACUACUACUUAUUCAAUUUAGCGGUCUCUGAUUUAACGCUACUAAUUUUUGGUCUUCCAAAUGACGUGACGUUAUACUGGCACCAAUAUCCUUGGAUAUUCGGGGAAAGCUUUUGCAAAAUCAGAGCGUUAAUGUCAGAAAUGGCGACGUACGUUUCAGUACUAACAAUAGUGGCAUUUUCAACGGAAAGGUACUUGGCGAUAUGCUACCCAUUAUAUUUGCACACGAUGUCCGGGUUCCAACGAGCGCUUUGGAUUAUUGGAUGCCUAUGGAUCGUCGCAUUGAUCAGCGCAAUUCCAUUCUCGAUCUACUCCACUGUUGACUAUCUAACUUAUCCACCCGACAGUGACAAUAUUCUGGAGGAAUCGGCGUUUUGUGCCAUAAUGGCCCAACCGACAAAUCUACCCCUGGGAGAAAUAAGUUUUAUUUUAUUCUUUCUUGUGCCAAUGGGAAUAAUUGGUGUACAAUACACGCGGAUGGCUUUAAAAAUUUCAAAUCAGACACGAAUCAUCGGAAAAUCUCUACACGGAUCCGUUCAUCGUGGCAGUUGCAGAAGGCACCAAUCUAACGCAUCUAUAAUACGGAUGUUAUUUGCAGUCGUGAUCGGUUUCUUUUUAUGCUGGGCCCCAUUCCACGCGCAGCGAUUACUGUUUCUCUACGGUCGAAAUUUAUCCUUUUAUUACGAAUUAAACGCGUGGAUGUUUUAUAUAACGGGUAUUUUCUACUACUUUUCGUGCACAUUAAACCCCAUUUUAUACAACCUUAUGUCGAAUCGAUACAGAUCCGCUUUUAAGGAAAUCUUGUGCGGAUUAAAAAGAAACCACGUAUUGCUCAGGAGCUCGACGUUACGCGAAACGAGACGUCCGUCGAAAAAUAGAAAUCGCUCCGACAACUUCGAGCAACAAUGCAAAGCGCUCAACACGGUAAUUGAUGAAGUUACCGAAGAAUGUAAUUUUCAAAUCGCACACUUUGGUCCGAUAAACAAAAUGAUCUCGAACACAACUUUUUGCAAGCCCAUGCCAGUAGAAGGUGAUGUGGUAUAGCAAGUAACACUCAUACGUUAAUGUUCUAAUAUUAGGUACCGUCAGAUGAUUUGUAUAUAAGUAAUAAAAAAAUUUAAAGAUAAA
Messenger RNA from Photinus pyralis (common eastern firefly), 1748 nucleotides. RefSeq names its product neuropeptides capa receptor (gene CAPAr). Bases 393 to 1664 code for a protein of 423 amino acids. The transcript has 5 exons. Gene Ontology annotation, biological process: neuropeptide signaling pathway. Lineage: Eukaryota; Metazoa; Arthropoda; Insecta; Coleoptera; Lampyridae. The record is from RefSeq and is a predicted model, not a curated record. Gene Ontology annotation, molecular function: neuromedin U receptor activity. Gene Ontology annotation, cellular component: plasma membrane.